GAUGAACUUCUUGGUUCUCGAAGCAGUCAGCAUUGUUGGCGACCUCACUGUCUUACUUAUCGAGGUUGGGAAUUACGUCAACCUGUUCAUCUCGAGGUACCUAGCGAUGUCGGACCCGUGAAUUCGGUUCCUAUCUCUACUGGUACUGUGUCUAAUUCCGUAUUUAACCGUCUCCAUUCUACCGAUUUACCCGAUGAAUUGUCAGCCGGGCUUCGAGAUCCGGAAGCUUUUAAUGAAGCAGAUGAACCUACCGAUGGUGCAUACGAUGCCAAAGGAGCAUUUUCCUUGAUUAUUCACUCUAACGAACAAUUAUCUGCUGUCCUCGAUCGAUCCAGCUUUUUAGCACUCGCUAGUCUGCAAGUUUAUAACCAAUCUGACAAGCCGAAGGUAUCAGGCAUUAGCAGCACGUCUUCGUCGCGUCUUAUGCCCUUUGCCUUUAUGCUCGGCCCUUCUCCUGUUAUCUCAAUAGGACAAGUACAAUCUUGCUCAAAAUCUUCUGUUAAAUCAGGCUUGAGGAGCUUAUCUGGAUCAGUAUCCGGUAUUUGCACAGGUACUACAAGAACAGCAGAAUUGGCGGCGUCUCGAAGACCUUCUGCAAGCAAACGAGCUGAACUCGAGUAUAAGCUCCUGGAGCCUGUUUAUAAUAGAAAGCCUGUCGGCGAGCUUGGUAUCCCUCAAUCGGUUUGA
Messenger RNA from Protopolystoma xenopodis, 687 nucleotides. The record is from the annotation of a GenBank genome assembly. NCBI's taxonomy places the organism in Eukaryota, Metazoa, Platyhelminthes, Monogenea, Polystomatidea, Polystomatidae.